ACGCUGUCGAGGCCGGUGUGUGUGGAAGCUGUGUGAGAGAUGGCGGAACCUGGGAGGAAGCGGGGUCCGAGGUCCCGCGGUGGCGGCGCCGGCCGAGGCUCUCGGGGAGCCCGCGUCGCCCGUGGCCGGCGUCCUCGUGCCCCGCAGGCUCCGUCUCGGCUCAUUCCAGACACAGUGCUAGUGGACUUGGUCAGUGACAGCGACGAGGAGGUCCUGGAAAUCGUCGCGGACCCGGUAGAGGUGCCGCCCGCCCGCCCCCCUGCUCCGGCCGCCCCCGGGCAGGACAACGACAGUGACAGUGAAGGGGCGGGCGAGGGGCCUGCGGGAGCCCCGCGUACUUUGGUCCGACGGCGGCGGCGGCGGCGGCUGCUGGAUCCCGGCGAGGCGCCGGUGGUUCCUGUGUACUCCGGGAAGGUACAGAGCAGCCUCAACCUCAUCCCAGAUAACUCAUCCCUCUUGAAACUUUGCCCCUCAGAGCCUGAAGAUGAGGAAGACAUGACGGAUUCUGGCAGUCCUCCCCCUGAGGACGCCCUGCUUCUAGGUUCUCCCUGGAAGAAGAAGCUGAGGAAUAAGCAUGAGAAAGAAGAGAAGAAAAUGGAGACGUUUGCGGACCAGGGCACUUCUCCUUCGUCCCGACCUUCAUCGAGGAACAAAAACAGAAAGCACACCGAGGCGCUUCAGAAGCUAAGGGAAGUGAACAAGCGCCUCCAGGCCCUCCGCUCCUGCCUGAGCCCCAAGCAGCACCGUACUCCAGCCCUUCAGAAUGUAGAUGACGAGGUGGUCGUGGUGGAGGGGCCUGUCUUGCCACAGAGUCAUCGACUCUUUACACUCAAGAUCCGGUGCCGGGCUGACCUAGUCAGACUGCCUGUCAGCACGUCGGAGCCCCUUCAGAAUGUGGUGGACCACAUGGCCAAUCAUCUUGGGGUAUCCCCAAGCAGGAUUCUUCUGCUCUAUGGAGAGACAGAACUGUCUCCUACUGCCACCCCUAGGACCCUAAAGCUUGGAGUGGCUGACAUCAUUGAUUGUGUGGUGCUAGCAAGUUCUUCAGAGGCCACAGAGACACCCCAGCAGCUCCAGCUCCGGGUGCAGGGGAAGGACAGACACCAGAUGUUGGAGAUCUCACUCUCUCCUGACUCUCCUCUUAAGGUCCUCAUGUCACACUAUGAGGAGGCCAUGGGACUCUCCGGGCGCAAGCUCUCCUUCUUCUUUGAUGGGACAAAACUUUCGGGCAAGGAGCUGCCAGCUGACCUGGGCAUGGAGUCUGGAGAUCUCAUCGAAGUCUGGGGCUAAAGCUUCCUUCCCUGUUCGGAUGCAGAGCCAAGACUUGAGGACAAUAGCUCCCACUUUUACUUUCAUUAUUUUUUGCCCCAUAGGGCUAACAAUGAAUUAGAACUUGUUUAUUUAUUUAUUUUUGGUGUUGGGGAUUGAAUCCUAGACUGUGCACAUGCUAAGGGUGUAUGAAGUUGAGCCAAAACCAAGGCAUGACCUUUGGCCUGUCUUGUUGACCAUAGUCUCAAGCAGUUGACUGUUUGGUAGUUGUGUGGCUG
Molecule: messenger RNA, 1547 nt
Organism: Acomys russatus (golden spiny mouse)
Lineage: Eukaryota; Metazoa; Chordata; Mammalia; Rodentia; Muridae
Gene: Nfatc2ip
Product: nuclear factor of activated T cells 2 interacting protein
Exons: 8
Coding region: 40-1290 (416 amino acids)
Biological process (GO): cytokine production; positive regulation of transcription by RNA polymerase II
Molecular function (GO): protein binding
Source: RefSeq, a predicted model, not a curated record